AUGUUUAGACCAAUCGUAAGCAAGAUUGCGUUCUCCAGACCCUUCUCGCAGUCCAGCAGACUAGCGGUAACUUCCUUAACAUUCUUCACCAAGGAAACUUGCCAGCUAUGCACUAACGCCAAAACCAUCCUUUAUGACACUUUGAAGGAUGAAUCACUCAAUGACAAGUCAAUCAAGCUAGACGUAAUAGAUAUAAUGAAACCUGAAAACUCAAAGUGGUUUGAUGUUUACUGCUAUGACGUUCCAGUAAUCCAUAUCGACAGACCAAACCAAAAAAAGCCCGUCAAAUUUAUGCAUUAUUUCCAUCAUGACAAGUUAUUGGAAGAGUUUCAAAAAUAA
Molecule: messenger RNA, 339 nt
Organism: Suhomyces tanzawaensis NRRL Y-17324
Lineage: Eukaryota; Fungi; Ascomycota; Pichiomycetes; Serinales; Debaryomycetaceae
Exons: 1
Coding region: 1-339 (112 amino acids)
Source: RefSeq, a predicted model, not a curated record